Molecule: messenger RNA, 826 nt
Organism: Alosa sapidissima (American shad)
Lineage: Eukaryota; Metazoa; Chordata; Actinopteri; Clupeiformes; Clupeidae
Gene: nms
Product: neuromedin S
Exons: 7
Coding region: 118-483 (121 amino acids)
Source: RefSeq, a predicted model, not a curated record
UUGCCUGAACUUUACGGUACCCACGACAGCAGCCAACACGCCUGGCACUGAGCUACUGUAGCAAGACACCGCACAUCGCCGCGAGACCUUUUUGAGUACGAGUGAACUUAUCUGGUGAUGGAGAGCUCUUGCUGGCGGCAACUUUUCGCGCUUCUUCACAUCAUGCUGUGGUGCCUCUCGAGCUGCAGCCCUCACGCAGAGUUCUUCCCGGUGUUAUCAACAGACUGCGAGAAAAGUGAUGCCGUACGAGAGUCUGCACUACACUCCUCUUUAUGCCGCCUCUUCUGGAGUAAACAGCAAACGGAGCAGAACCAGAAUAUGUUCAAACGGUUCCUGUUCCACUACUCAAAGUCCCAGAACUCCCUGGGCUCCAUGCAGGGGGAUUCGAACUCUGUUCACCCACUGAUGCGUCUCUCCCCAAACCUCUCUGCACGGAGGAAGAAACAACUCCUGCUUGCGAGACCCCUAAAGAAGCUUUGCUGAAGCAGAAGACUAGAGCCUCAUCUCCAUGACGACCCGUUAAUGACAACCCUCUCCUCUCCCUCCCUUUCCUCUCUUCCUCCUCUCCCCUCUCCUUUCCUCUUCUCUCCCCUCCUCCCCUCUCUCCUCCUCUCCUCCUCCCCUCCUUCUGCAGAAGUCCCUCGGUUCUCUCAGGGUUCAGGGCUGACCAGGAGAAGUGGUUAUUCGUCAACUCUUCAGUGACAGAGCACCAGCACACACACACACACACACACAGUCUUGAACACACACACUCCUGAAGAUCCACACAAACACUCCUGAAGACACACACACACUGUGUCGAUGGAAAAUAAAGUGUUGGACUGAA